Molecule: messenger RNA, 582 nt
Organism: Lentinula edodes (shiitake mushroom)
Lineage: Eukaryota; Fungi; Basidiomycota; Agaricomycetes; Agaricales; Omphalotaceae
Product: nuclear movement protein nudC
Exons: 7
Coding region: 1-582 (193 amino acids)
Biological process (GO): protein folding
Cellular component (GO): cytoplasm
Source: RefSeq, a predicted model, not a curated record
AUGUCUACAUCCGUGGAAGAGUACGAUAAAAUGUCGGAGGAAGAGAGGAAGGCCAAAGACAAAGCUGAUAGGGAGAGAGAAGUAGCUGAACAAGCUGCCUUACCUUACAAAUGGACACAAUUGCUUGGAGAAGUUGAUGUUCACGUUCCCGUACCUAAAGGUACAAGAGGAAGAGAUCUUGCGGUCGUGAUACAAAAGAAAAAGCUCAGCCUUGGUUUAAAGGGUGCAAAGGAUAAGAUACUUGAAGGCGAGCUUUGCAAAGAAAUCAAAGUGGAGGACAGUACCUGGACCCUUGAGGACGAUACGGUCCUUGUUCACAUCGAAAAGCUAAACCGAGAGCAAUGGUGGGAGAACGUUCUGACUCACCAUCCCAAAAUCGAUACGACAAAGAUCGAGCCCACCGAUAGCAAGCUUAGCGACUUGGAUGGGGAGACCAGGGGUAUGGUUGAGAAAAUGAUGUUCGACAAUCAGCAGAAGCAAAUGGGGAAGCCAACAUCUGACGAGCUCAAGAAAAUGGAGACUCUUAAAAAGUUUCAGGCCGCACAUCCCGAGCUCGAUUUUUCCAAUGCCAAAAUUUCAUGA